CAUCCACAGCCACUUGGCAGAUCAUGAGCUGCAGUACUAUGACAGCUGUACUAGUAUCACUAGGAGUGUACCUCCUGCUACAGCAGCCCGGAGCCAGUGGGGCGGCGCCCCCGGACACAGACCCCAGCGGCGCGGCCAGGGCACCCUCACGACGAAGAGUGCUGUUGUCGCCACCCCUACGCGCUCGCCUGGAGCCUGUACUGGGCGACUUGCUGAUAGACGACAACGAUGACCUACUAGACCUUGGCAAACGGACGUUCGACGACUACGGCCAUAUGAGAUUCGGCAAGCGAGGGGACCCUGAAGACAAAUUUGAUGACUACGGACACAUGAGGUUUGGCCGAGGCCAUGUCUAG
Messenger RNA from Macrosteles quadrilineatus (aster leafhopper), 356 nucleotides. RefSeq names its product drosulfakinins-like. The coding region runs from base 24 to 356 and encodes 110 amino acids. Lineage: Eukaryota; Metazoa; Arthropoda; Insecta; Hemiptera; Cicadellidae. The transcript has 3 exons. The record is from RefSeq and is a predicted model, not a curated record.